UGCAAAAGUAGGGGUCGAAAAACUAGUGGUGGCUGGACGAUUCAUGUAUUGUUUUUCUGUUAUUUUGUGUGUGAAAAUAUAAACAAUAAAAAUGUUAUCAAUUUAUUUAACUCUUUUCAAUUCAAUAUCUUACAUAUUUCAAUAAAAAACAAAAACAAACAUCAAUCAAUCCAACCCAACGAAUCGCUGCGAAAAAUAAAUUUUCUUCAAUUCUUUUCCUCUUCUGAUAAAUCGAAUGACAAGGAAACACUCUUGCUGCUAUAAAAACUAGUGGUUGCACAAAAACAAGAAAAAAUUGUACCAACAACAAAAAAAAGGGGGUAAUUCAAUACCACAUUUCUUUUCUCUCCUUCUCCAUCCGAAUGGUGCGAAACAAAAGCAUUGCAACUCAAUCGUCUUCGGGCAAUGCUAGUAGCAGCAAUAGCAGCAGCAAAUCCCCCAUAAAAAAUUCAAAAACUCACCGUAAAAGUAGCAGCAAUUGUGAAUCUAGCAGCGUUGCCGCUGAAAUCGAUGACAGAUCGAGUCGAACCCCCUCCCCGGAUGACAGCACAGCAAUACAGGGAUCCUCUGUGCACAAACAGAAUUUGUAUGUCGUAUCUUUUCCGAUUAUUUUUCUUUUCAACGUUUUGCGUUCGCUUAUCUAUCAGCUUUUUUGCAUAUUUCGAUAUUUGUACGGGGCUAGUACCCGUGUUAUCUAUCGGCCGCAUAAAAGAGAGUGUAAUAUUGAAAUAGUAGUUGGAACGGAGUUGGAACGUAUUCAGGCGAAGCCGAUUGCUUCGACUAGCGCAGUUCAAUAUCCAUUUAAUAACCAUCAUAAACAUAAACAGCUGGAAAUGUCGUCAUCGAAGUCAGGUGGUGGCGGUGGAUGUGCUCCAACAUCGCCCGGUCCUGGGGAUCCAUUAUUGGCCAAACAAAAGCAUCAUCAUCGUCGGGCAUUCGAGUAUAUAUCGAAGGCCUUGAAGAUCGAUGAAGAGAAUGAAGGCCACAAGGAACUUGCCAUUGAAUUGUACCGCAAAGGGAUUAAAGAACUUGAAGAUGGUAUUGCUGUCGAUUGCUGGAGUGGACGUGGUGAUGUUUGGGAAAGAGCUCAACGUUUACAUGAUAAAAUGCAGACCAAUUUAUCAAUGGCCAGGGAUCGCUUACACUUUUUAGAACUUAGAAGCGCCGAACUAGAAUUAGAACAAUUGACGUUACAAGAACAAAAUGCCAAAGCUCAACGUCAGAAACAGAAAACAUCAGACGCUACACAAAAGCUCAAUAAAGUACAAAUUGUCCAACCAAUGAUGACCAAUACUUAUGAAAAUAAGACCACAACCACUAAACACCUUCCCAGUCAUAUAAAAUAUAGAGUACAAUCUACAAGCUCCCGACUGAACACAGUUGUACCAGCUGUUAGUAGAGUACCAAAGCGAUUAUCCAAUACGCUAUCUCCUAGUAAUACCUCAAGUGCGCAUAGAAUAAGCCCAAAAGAACAAACAACGUCAAGCAAAACCAUCGAUACAGCUUCUGGACGUAAACUUACAAUUGGCACAAAAAGACCCGGUAAUCUGGGCGUUAUAAAUAAAUCUCAAACCUUACCCCGAAACAUCGGAUCGAAGGCAAAUGUAAAUGGAACUCGUACACCGUUAAAAACAGCCGCAACUCCACCUGCAGUCCGAAGGCAGUUUAGUACUUCAGGACGAAAUACUCCACCUCAGCGAUCAAGAACACCGAUUGGCUGUGGCCCCAGUAAUGGAGGCAGUGGUGCUUCCACCCCAAUGGUCAGCGUUAAGGGUGUUGAACCCAAGUUAGUACAAAUAAUAAUGGACGAAAUUGUAGAAGGCGGGGCAAAAGUUGAAUGGUCUGACAUAGCUGGCCAAGAGGUGGCUAAGCAAGCUUUGCAAGAAAUGGUAAUUUUACCAUCUGUUCGCCCGGAACUUUUUACAGGUUUACGUGCUCCAGCUAAAGGAUUACUUCUCUUUGGUCCACCUGGAAAUGGAAAAACCCUUUUGGCACGUGCUGUUGCCACCGAAUGCAGUGCAACAUUUUUAAAUAUCUCUGCAGCCUCUCUUACCAGCAAGUAUGUGGGUGAUGGUGAAAAACUUGUUCGAGCACUAUUUGCCGUUGCACGUGAAAUGCAACCAUCAAUUAUAUUCAUUGACGAAGUCGACUCAUUGCUCUCAGAACGUAGCUCCAACGAGCACGAAGCAUCACGACGUUUAAAAACCGAAUUCCUUGUUGAAUUCGACGGACUGCCCGGAAAUCCAGAAGGUGAUCGUAUAGUAGUUCUUGCUGCCACUAAUCGGCCUCAAGAACUAGACGAAGCUGCACUUCGUCGCUUCACCAAGAGAGUUUAUGUCUCACUUCCCGAUUCGGAAACUAGAGAACUUUUGCUCAAGCGGCUUUUAGAGAAGCAAGGCAGUCCGUUGGGACCAGAUUCACUCCGACGACUCUCAGCUAUGACCGAGGGAUAUUCUGGUUCUGAUUUGACUGCUUUAGCUAAAGAUGCUGCCUUGGAACCAAUUCGAGAGCUCAAUGUUGAACAAGUAAAACUCUUAGACAUAAGCGCAGUGCGUAGUAUUACAGAGAAUGAUUUUUGCAAUUCAUUAAAGCGCAUUCGUCGCUCAGUAGCCCCACAGAGUCUUGUGCUUUAUGAAAAAUGGUCACAGGAAUAUGGAGACAUAACUAUUUAAAUAAUUAAUAUUAGUUGUUCCUUUUGUUUAAACUUUUUGAUAUUUCAUAAAAUAAUUUAAGUUUUUUUCUAUCACUUUUUGUACCCGUUAGUUUUUGUUUAAACUAUUAUUAUAAUUAAUUAGUGUUUAUGCAUCCACUACCAACAAAAUGCCUUUCACUAGCCUAUCAAGGCAGUUGUUGUUGUUGAAACAACUUUUUUCUAUUUAUAAAAAAAAAAUUAAUUGGUAUCUCUAUACAUAGUUUUAAUUUAAAAAAUCAAUGUAAAUGCAUUUAAUUUAACAAAAACAAAUCACUAUAAACAAAAAAAAAACAAUGGUCGGAGAGGCAACCUUCGAAUUACUUAGCUUAUUAAGUUAGAAGUUAAAAUUGGUGUCAAAUAAAAAAUAAGUUUAUACUGAAAAUGAAAAAAAUAGACCAACCACUUUUUAAAAUGGGAACUUUUAUGUGGCAACCCUAUUUUAAAGACAAAUUUAUCAUAAAUUAAAUGCUGUUAUAUCUUCUUUGUAGAUUGGUUAAAUUUUUAAAAUUCAAAUCAAAAGCCUAAAUAGUGAAAAAAAUUAAUAAAAUAUAAGAAAUGUAAGCUUACAAAUAUGGCAACCCAAUUCAAAUGAAAAAAAAAUCUUCUUUCUACAAAAGAGUAAAAUUUUGUAUACCUUACAAGGCCACCUUUAAAAUACAGAAAAGUAUUCGGCAACUCUACGCAAAUGCACACAAAAUACUAUUUUAUCAUCCAAAGUGUAUGAUUUUUGAUAGAGUUAAAUGCUUAGACAUAAUCAAGAUUUUAGAUGCGACCCUCUUGUACCUUAAACAUUUCGGGCGCUACCUCUAAAAUAUGGACAAGUACUUGGCAACCCUACGCAAAUGCUAGAAAACACUAAAAACAUUUUUUCCGUGUUUAAGUAGGGUUGCCGAGAACCUUUUCGUAUUUUAAAGGUGGUACCUGACAUUUAUAUGAUAGAAGAGAGUGACAGCAAAAGUUUGGUUUAUUGGGUGUUUAGUUUAGAAGCUAUUUUUGUAGCGUUUUUUUUUUCAUUUGAGUAAGGCUGCCAUAUUUUCUUACAUCUCAAAAAUUUCUUAUAUUACUAAGCUACAAAGAUAUGACAGUAUUAGUUAUGUGACAUAUUAUUUUUCCUUUAAAAUAGGGUUUUCACUUCCCAUUUAAAAAUGGCAACCCUAUUCAGUAUUAACUUAUCUUUAAUUUGAUACCAAUUUUAACUUCUAACCUUAUAAAUUAAAUAAAUCGAUGGUCGCUGCUUGGACUACAAAAAAAAAAAGAAAACGCUUUCACACAUAAACAAAUUUCAAGUUUUAUAUACCACUCUCAC
This is a messenger RNA of Episyrphus balteatus (marmalade hoverfly), 3998 nucleotides long. It is a transcript of the gene spas, whose product is annotated as spastin. The transcript has 6 exons. The record is from RefSeq and is a predicted model, not a curated record. Gene Ontology annotation, cellular component: microtubule cytoskeleton. NCBI's taxonomy places the organism in Eukaryota, Metazoa, Arthropoda, Insecta, Diptera, Syrphidae. Gene Ontology annotation, molecular function: ATP binding; microtubule severing ATPase activity; ATP hydrolysis activity. The coding region runs from base 363 to 2672 and encodes 769 amino acids.